AUGUACGCCUUGAGGUCUUUAUCGUUAUCUACAAAGGGGCCCAAGAUAUCCAAUAUAAGCAGCUAUAUCAGUAAGCGUCCAUUUUUACGCCAAUUCUCUAAUAAUAAAAUCUUACUAAUGGAUGACUAUGAGAAGAAAAUUUUUGACAUUCUAAAGAACAAAUUCGAGCCUGUUAAUCUUGAAGUUAAGGACGUAUCUGGAGGGUGUGGUUCUAUGUUUUCGAUUGUGGUUGAAAGUGGUAAAUUUAAGGGACUUCCUAUGAUCAAGCAACAUCGAUUAGUGAAUGAAGUCUUGAAAGACGAAAUUUCUCAAUGGCAUGGUUUACAAUUAAAGACCAAAGCAGUCAAGUAA
This is a messenger RNA of Priceomyces carsonii, 351 nucleotides long. RefSeq lists its product as uncharacterized. Bases 1 to 351 code for a protein of 116 amino acids. Gene Ontology annotation, cellular component: mitochondrial matrix. Lineage: Eukaryota; Fungi; Ascomycota; Pichiomycetes; Serinales; Debaryomycetaceae. The transcript has a single exon. The record is from RefSeq and is a predicted model, not a curated record.